Molecule: messenger RNA, 926 nt
Organism: Diospyros lotus (date-plum)
Lineage: Eukaryota; Viridiplantae; Streptophyta; Magnoliopsida; Ericales; Ebenaceae
Exons: 1
Coding region: 216-818 (200 amino acids)
Biological process (GO): alkane catabolic process
Cellular component (GO): chloroplast
Molecular function (GO): electron transfer activity; iron ion binding
Source: RefSeq, a predicted model, not a curated record
CCCACAGUGGAUCAGUGACCAAAGGCCCGUUCCAGUUAGUUCCCCACCUUAUCCACAUACACACUCUCUCUCUCUCUCUCUCUCUGAAACAGCAUAUGCUCCAUUACCAAUCUCUUCUUCCAUGGAUUCCUCCUGAUUUCUCCUUUCCUUCCCAAUAUCAUUCAUCCCCAUUCAUAUUCAGAGAGGAAAUCGAAAGCAGUCAGUGGAUUUGAUUGAUGAUGGCUUCUGCAACAACCAGAACCACCUUCAGUUUCCACCUCUCCGCCACUCUCACCCAGCCCUCUCCUCCCAAACCCAAACCCCAUCUCUCUUUCCCACUCAACAAAACCCUCUCCCUUUCCCCGCUCCCCAAACUCCUCCACAAAUUCGCCCCCAACUCCAUCGAUGUCUCCAAAGAAGGACAACCCACCUCAGACCAACAAGAUCCAGAGCCACCCACCUCCCCAGAAUCUCCGCUGCCGGACGCCGCCCCAAACUUGGACAAGCGGCGGCUGGAAGAGAAGUUCGCCGUCCUGAACACCGGCAUAUACGAGUGCAGGUCAUGCGGGUACCGGUACGACGAGGCGGCUGGGGACCCGUCGUACCCGAUUCCGGCGGGACUGCCGUUCGAGAGGCUGCCGGAGGACUGGAGAUGCCCGACGUGCGGGGCGGCGAAGAGCUUCUUCGAGAGCAAGAGCGUGGAGAUUGCUGGGUUUGCGCAGAACCAGCAGUUCGGGCUUGGGGGGAAUGCUCUGACCUCCGGCCAGAAGGCGGUGCUCAUCUAUGGGGGAUUGUUCUUGGGGUUUUUGUUUUUCUUGUCUGGCUACUUCCUUCAAUGAUUUUGAGGAAUUAAUAAUAGCAUUGUAUUUAGAUGAAAUGGGUAUAGAAAUAAGUCUUCCGAUGAAAGAUUUCAUCUAAAUAAUAAUGCCUUUUUAGUUCUAGUUCUA